This is a messenger RNA of Ceratosolen solmsi marchali, 876 nucleotides long. RefSeq names its product tetraspanin-6. Bases 166 to 876 code for a protein of 236 amino acids. The transcript has 5 exons. The record is from RefSeq and is a predicted model, not a curated record. Lineage: Eukaryota; Metazoa; Arthropoda; Insecta; Hymenoptera; Agaonidae. Gene Ontology annotation, cellular component: plasma membrane.
CGUACGCGUGCGCGGCACAGGCUCGAAAUGAUUGCGGAAAUGAAUGCAGCGGCAGCGACGUGCUGGGGGCGGCUUUGGUGGGCCGCAUCGAUCGCUCGUCCCUAGCAGCACGUCGAGUCCAAGUGCGUGGGCGGUACUGAGGCACCCCCGGUGAGGUCGUCGGCCAUGGCGAAGCAGCUGCGAAGCGUCGCGGCAACGGUCUGCGUGACCACGCUGCUGAUGCUCUUCAAUUUGGCGUUCAGCUGCUCGGGCCUGGCCGUGAUGUGCAUCGGCAUUUGGAUGAAGCUGCAAUUGCAGGACAGCUCGAGCUUUGGCAUUGAGAACAGUGGGGAGACGUUGCUGGCCGUAAUUUUACUUGGUAAGCUCGUGGCCCUGGUCGGCAUCUUCGCCUGCUGCUGCACCACGCGCCAAUAUCCGGCUCUCCUCUACCUUUACGGUGGAUUUUUAGCGGUAAUCACCUUACUUGAACUCGGCGUCGGCGCUUUAAUAUACACAUACCGUAGUUCUUUAGUCGAAGGCUUCGACCGAGGCCUCAAUGAUAGUUUGACUGCCUAUGGUACUGAUAAAACCAAGAGCUUUCACGUUGAUAUGAUGCAGAAUACGCUUCAUUGCUGCGGCAACAAAGCUUAUACUGAUUGGUUGAACAUGGCACCGUCUAAAGUUGUUCCUAGUUCUUGCUGUAGUGUUCAAGAAGGUGAAUGCGAUACAACAGAUACCGACGAUAUUUAUACCGAGGGCUGUUACAACCGCGUGAUAUACUUCAUCAAGAGCAAUGUCAGUCUCGUCGCUGGAAGCGCUUUCGGCGUUGCUGUUUUUCCACUGCUCGGCGUUUUUCUGUCCUGCUGCUUGGCCAAUCACAUCAAUAAAAUUCACUAA